This is a messenger RNA of Larimichthys crocea (large yellow croaker), 4133 nucleotides long. RefSeq names its product complexin 1 (gene cplx1). Gene Ontology annotation, molecular function: syntaxin binding. The transcript has 4 exons. Lineage: Eukaryota; Metazoa; Chordata; Actinopteri; Sciaenidae. The coding region runs from base 339 to 740 and encodes 133 amino acids. Gene Ontology annotation, biological process: regulation of neurotransmitter secretion; synaptic vesicle exocytosis; neurotransmitter transport. The record is from RefSeq and is a predicted model, not a curated record. Gene Ontology annotation, cellular component: SNARE complex; terminal bouton.
AGGCAGCAGGAGGAGGCACCAAGGACGUCCUUUUUUUUUUCUCCCCAGCCCCGCGGAGCCGGAGAUGCAAGGGACGAGCAGUUCGACAUAGACCGUGCUGCUGUUACCUGCUGCGGGAUAACUUCGUGCUGCAGCUUGCGAGCUCUCCUCUUUGCUUCUCCGAUCCUUGUUUGGGUUGUGUGUGAGGAGUGUGUGUGUGUAGUGUGGUGUGUGUGAGUGUGUGUGAGAGGAGGAUUUCAGCCGGACGGAGAUCUGGCUACAGAGGACUUCUACUUUUCCGUCACAAGUGAAUGUAACAUCGUUCGGAUAAAGAAGGCAGGGAAUUAAAAGCCAUCAUCAUGAAUUUCGUUAUGAAACAAGCGUUGGGAGGGGCCACCAAAGACAUGGGCAAAAUGCUCGGUGGAGAGGAGGAGAAAGAUCCAGAUGCUCAGAAGAAAGAAGAAGAAAGGCAAGAGGCGCUGAGGCAACAGGAGGAGGAGAGGAAGGCCAAAUAUGCAAAAAUGGAGGCAGAGAGAGAAAACCUCCGACAGGGCAUCAGGGAUAAGUAUGGCAUCAAGAAGAAGGAGGAGAAGGAAGCCGAGGCAGCGGCUGCUAUGGAGCAGGCCUCCGAGGGCAGCCUCACCCGUCCGAAGAAGGCGGUCCCCACUGGAUGCGGCGACGAGGAGGAAGAAGAGAGCAUCGUGGAUACGGUCAUGAAAUUCAUCCCGACCCCGCUCAUGGAUAUGUUCAAUAAAAAGUAACAGUGUUUUGGGUGAAACAUGAUUAACUUCUUACAGCGUUCAUCUAACUCAAGACUAAUGCCGUACCUUUCUUCACCGCCCCCUCCCCCCACACCCCUUCAACUUCUAAGCGUCCUACAAUUGAGCAACGUGCCAUGACUUUGCCGUCGAAUUAAAGUAUCCGAUCUCUGACGGCGAUACGUACUUUUUAGUGUCUCGCGCAGAGCGUCUUUCUUGAUAACCUGUGAGUACAACCCUAUUUUUUAAAAGUAUGUAACGCCGACAUAGAUCGAAUUACUUCAAGGCAAAUCUUAUGCCAUGUUUUCCAAAUGUCGAGCACUUAGAAUAAAACCAGAUAUCACCCAUCAUCCACCCUUUUUGUUUGUAAAUAGCCUCGGGUUAUAAGAAGAAAAAAAAAAGAAGAGAACUAUAUAGGAGUGAAAUGUGACAUAACAAGAUGACUAAGAGUAUAAGCCAUAUUUUUAACGUUUAAGAAAUUAUCCAAAUCAUAUCAAAAUUUGAUUAAAUUUUCCUGUUAUGUUCUUGCUAAUAUUUGAUACAUACAAUGUAUAUAAAUACUUGCAUUUUUAUUAGUUCUCCGUUGUGAGGAUCCACCCCAUGAAAACUGUCCCUCCGUGUUCUCAUUGGUUAAUUGUGAAUGUGUAAUAUGAACACUGGUAGAGUCCAAACAACACGUGUACAAGCAGAAAGUGAAGGAUUCAGUUGGGUUUUUGUUUUUUUUUUCUUUUAAGCAUGCGGUAAACUUUUGUGCAGUGGAUACCAUUUCAUUUGUUACGAUGAAGCGAAACACAUUGAUAUUUGAGGCAAUAACCGGUUUUCCAUUUUUGAUUUGAUUGACGUCUCGCCCAUUAUGUACAUUCGGCGAUAACUGACUUUGUGUCUGAAAUGUUCUUCCAUGGGGAAAGCUGUAAAUGUUCUCCAUACACGAAGUUUGUCUCAAAGCAGUUAAAUGAAAUUCUUACUAUAAAUUCAUGUUUGUGGUUUGAGUUCUUAGGUCCUGCGGGAGGUGUCGAUUACUCUGCUUUUGCAGAAGGACGUUUACAUUUUUAGACCAGGCUAGUUAAUUUUAUUUUCAUCUUUUUUUUUGUUUUUGUAUAAAGAAUAAACUUCACAAACACAACAAUGUUGUGAACACACUAUAUGUGAACAGACAGUGACAAUAGUGCAAUAUAUUGUUCGAAAUGAAGUUGUCCUGUGUCCGUUGGUUUAACUGAUGGGAGUAAAGUCCCGAAUCAGCAAUAACAGACAAUCUUCAUUGUUGUGUGUUUAGACUUAAUGUGUUAGUCGAUGUUAAAGGCACAGACAGUGUCUGCAUAGUGACAGUGACGCCUUUGUAGAUCGGACAUAAUUUGAUUUUUAAAAAAAAAAGAGAAAAGGGGGAAGUUGGGACGAUUUGUUCUGUGUUGUAAAAAACAAAAAUGUUCAGUCAUAUGUUACGGGAUGACGAGCGCAAUGAGAAUUUAUGUUUCGAUAUCACAAACCUAAAGGCAAAUUAAAGGCAGACAUCAACAAUACAUGAGGGACUCUUUAGAAAAGCUGAUGACCAUACGACAGAGUAUAUUUACCUGCUCUGUACAGUCCAGUCUGUCCUGCUGGUAAAUGUAAUGGCACAAAUUUAAAAAGGGAUGAAAUCAAAUGUUCUCCAUAUGCCUUUUUUAUUUUUUUUAUUAUUUCUCCGUCAUAGUCUCCAUAGUGUCUUGUUAAAACAUUCCAGAUAUUUCAGACAUUCCACCAGACGUGUGCUGGUAACAUUCAGACUUAUGUAUCUACAGUAGACCACAGUCGAUGCCUUUAUUAGUCUACAAGUACAUCACAGUGAAAGCUUAAAUUUGAUGUUGUUAUAACCCGAAAAAUAGAAAUAGACAAACAAAACGAAUAUAUAUAUAUAUAAAGUUUUGCGACUUGACCAAGUAAAGAGUUAUUUUAGCUGCCAUGUACAGAAAAAAAAAAUCCCUGUGAUGUUUAAGGGGAAGCGUCAAUGUGCUAUUAGCGGAGAUGAGUUCAAUCUUGUGAUAAAACUUUGUUAGAAAAUGUUUUUGUGAUCCACAUGCGCGCAGUAGCUGUAGCUGCAGAAUUAAGGUUUUCUAAACCCGCUUUUGUCACAUUUUGCCACCGUUUCUAUGAAGCUAGCUGAACAUGAAAUAAAAACUAAUUCUGAACUUGUGCAUUCCUGUGGCAUAGACAAGGGCAACUUACCUUUUAGCAGUGCUUUGUGAGGCUCUGUGAUCAUGUUGAAUAUAUUUAAAAAUAAAAUCAUCCAAGGGGCGCAGUGUGGUACGGUCACCUGUAGAGCAAAUCUUUUGAACUCUGUGUGAUUUUAAUAUAGUUGUAAACUGCCCUUUGCCAGCCUUCAUUCAAACAGUGUGUUAGUUAGCAACCGAUGUUUACAGUUUAUGGAGCCAAGCAUCAGCAACAAUCAACAUCAAAUCCAUCAUCAGAGCAAUUAUCCAAUCAAACCAAAGAAUAAUGCUGGUAGUAGUAGAUUUUAGACAAAGAGGUUUCAUUUGAUCUUCUAUUAAUUUACUGCAUAUCUUUUUUUGAAAUUCUCAGGUAUUCCUACUUUAAGUUUUAAUAGACGUUUAAACCAUAACGAGCCUUCUCUGCUACAAAUUGAACAAUUCCGUCGAAGCAAGCCUUCUCUAACUUUCAAUUACGAAUGACAUAUCUCUUGUUUGGCCCAAGAAUAUUCCAGAAAGCUACAAUUACUGCCCAGUCGACCCACGUAGAAGACUUCCCCAGCAACCGAACCAUAGCAAACAUCAUCGUCAUGUGUGCAGACUAUACCGGUGAGCCAAACUGGUGCGCUCUGAAAUCAGAUCACCCCAUCUCCAUCGAACAUCACCAUUCAUCCACCUUGUAAAUGCCAACUGAUUGCGCUCUAAAUGGCUUAUAGACCACUGCCCAAACAAACUGCCCAAGUCAUGCGUAAUCAAUAUUUAGUCGUCCAUUUGUGCCGCUCAUACAGACGUUGAUACGAUUAAGAAACUGCCUGAAAAAUAUUCCAUUUGGGGGAAAAAAUACUCCUUUGAUGUGACUUGAAUGUAACUGUCUGAUGUUUCUCUCUCCUUGCAUCUGUCUUCUCUGUUCUGUAUGUGUUGAGAAGAUGCUUACUCUCGUGCAGUAUUUUUUUAUUUUUUCUUUCUCGUCUGUAACCGGGUCCUGUUUCUGUCCUCUGGUGGUUCGUACUUUGAAGAAAAAAAAAAAAAACUAAGACAAAAAACAUGUUAAUUUGGUGCUUUUUUUUUUUUGUACUGCGAAAAUCUUCUCACCCUUCUCCCUCCUUCUCUCUCUCUCUCUCUAUCUCCCUAUUCGUUGACAAAAUGUAUGCAUGCUUAUGGUGUGCGAUGUAGGCAAGGUUGUUGAUAAAAAUCGUUCUGUGUCUUCUCUGUGUUU